ACAAAGCCUGUCGGAAGUCCAACAUUAGAGAAGAUCCGGUAGAAAAUUCAGAGUCUUCCAACUUCAACCAACCCGACCGCUCUUAAACAGAAAACAAUGAUCGCUCCCCGCCAUUUCCAUUGACAACCGGAGCUGCGCAGACGCAGACGAAGAAGAAGAAGAAGAAGAAGAAGAAGGGGGAGAACAAUGUGUGGGAUAUUCGCCUACCUGAAUUACAACGUCUCCAGGGAGAGGAGCUACAUCCUCCAGGUCCUCUUCCACGGCCUCCGCCGCCUCGAGUACCGCGGCUAUGACUCCGCUGGCAUCGCCAUCGACUCCUCCUCCUCCUCCCCUGCCCUCCCCGCUGCUGAUCCCGAAGCUCCCCAAUCGUCGGCCUCGGCCCCACUUUGCCUCCACCCUCAGCCUCACGUCUUCCGCCAAGAGGGCAACAUCGAGUCCCUUGUCAAAUCCGUUUACCAAGAGGUUGCUCCUGAUCUGGACCUGCAAGAAUCUUUCAAUAUCCAUGCUGGAAUAGCUCACACUCGUUGGGCGACUCAUGGAGAGCCUGCUCCGAGGAACAGUCAUCCUCAGACUUCUGGUGCUGGAGAUGAGUUCCUGGUUGUUCACAAUGGAGUCAUAACCAACUAUGAGGUCUUGAAGGAAACACUAAUCCGACAUGGGUUUACUUUCGAAUCUGAGACAGACACUGAAGUUAUCCCUAAGCUGGCAAAGUACGUCUUUGACAGAACAACUGAGGGAGAAGGGGAAGUGACUGUCACUUUUAGUCAAGUUGUGCUUGAAGUUAUGAGGCAUCUUGAAGGAGCUUAUGCCCUCAUUUUCAAAAGUCGCCAUUAUCCUAAUGAGUUGGUUGCAUGCAAACGCGGCAGUCCUCUGCUGCUUGGUGUUAAAGAAUUGACUGAAGAUGGGAAGAGCGUAUCAGCUUUUGAUGCUUUCCCUUCAGCAAAUGAAAAUCCAAAGGAACUCUUUUUGUCCAGCGAUGCAAAUGCCAUAGUAGAACACACGAGAAAAGUGUUGGAUAUUGAGGAUGGUGAAAUAGUUCAUCUCAAGGAUGGAGGUGUAUCAAUUCUGAAGUUCGAUAAAGACAAUGGUGAACUAGGAGGUGUUCUCUCUAGGCCGGCAUCUGUCCAACGUGCAUUGUCUGUUCUGGACAUGGAGGUUGAACAGAUUAACAAAGGAAAUUACGAGCACUACAUGCAGAAAGAAAUUCACGAACAGCCACAGUCUCUUAAAACCACAAUGAGGGGAAGGUUAAUACGAGGAGGCUCCUGCAAGGCCAAGACUGUUCUCCUUGGUGGGCUCAAAGAUCAUCUGAAGACGAUCAGGAGGAGCAGGCGCAUCCUUUUUAUUGGCUGUGGGACCAGCUAUAAUGCUGCUUUAGCUGCUCGACCCAUAUUGGAAGAACUUUCUGGUAUCCCCGUUACGAUGGAAAUUGCCAGUGAUCUUUUGGACCGCCGAGGUCCAAUAUAUAGAGAAGAUACUGCCGUUUUUGUCAGUCAGUCUGGCGAAACAGCCGAUACCUUACUUGCAUUGGAAUAUGCAUUAGAAAAUGGUGCAUUGUGUGUUGGCAUAACAAAUACAGUUGGCAGUGCAAUUGCCAGACGCACGCAUUGCGGUGUUCAUAUAAAUGCUGGGUGUGAGAUUGGUGUUGCGAGUACCAAGGCGUACACAAGUCAAAUAGUUGUCAUGGCUAUGUUAGCGUUGGCCAUCGGAAGUGACACAAUAUCUAGUCAAGAGAGGAGGGAGGCGAUAAUUGAUGGUUUAAUUGAACUCCCGAACAAAAUAAGAGAGGUGCUGAAGCUUGACCAAAAAAUGAAAAAACUUGCUCAAGAACUGAUGGCAGAGCAAUCGCUUCUUGUUUUUGGAAGAGGAUACAAUUACGCGACAGCAUUAGAGGGUGCUUUGAAAGUGAAAGAAGUGGCACUGAUGCAUAGUGAAGGAAUGCUGGCAGGUGAAAUGAAACACGGUCCUCUGGCCUUAGUCGAUGAGAACCUACCAAUCGUUGUCAUUGCUACUCGUGAUGCUUGCUUCAGCAAGCAGCAGUCUGUCAUACAGCAGCUCCAUGCCCGAAGAGGACGUUUGAUAGUCAUGUGUUCGGAAGGGGACGCGACAGUUGUUUGCCCAGGGGAUAAUUGUCGUGCAAUCGAGGUUCCUCUGGUCGAGGAUUGCCUUCAACCUGUUGUUAAUAUAGUACCCCUGCAGCUCUUGGCAUAUCAUCUGACGGUCCUGAGAGGAUUUAAUGUUGACCAGCCUCGGAAUCUCGCGAAGAGUGUAACAACCCAGUGAAGUAACGGAGGACCUCCAUCUCUAAUAUUUGAAUCGGGUUUGCUGACGAUCACAUGAAACAGACGCGGCGCUGUCUCUGACUGACUGAGAAUCCCAUAUUCUCGUUAUCUAGGAACCGAACGUUUGCAAGAUAACUUGAUGUUGAUAUGUAGGCAGUUGACUGGCAUUCAUCAUUCAUACGUACCUCUCUAUCGUGAAGCUCUGAGGAGCGUGUUUGGUGUAAGCUCAUACACUUCAAGUUCGACUUAGCUUGUUCACUCACUGUCAUAGUGAGUAUGAAAUUUAUUUGUUCUUUCGAGAA
Punica granatum (pomegranate) is the source of this 2584-nucleotide messenger RNA. The record is from RefSeq and is a predicted model, not a curated record. NCBI's taxonomy places the organism in Eukaryota, Viridiplantae, Streptophyta, Magnoliopsida, Myrtales, Lythraceae.